AUGGCCAUGCACUGCAUGGAACAAUCUCCAACCAAGAGCCUCGCUGGGUAUGCUUAUCAGACUAUAGUAAUGGUACGCUCAUCAGACUAUAGUAAUGAGGUGGAUGAAUGCCUGGAAGGAGAACACCACUGUUUAUCAAUAGCGGAAUGUGUGAACACACGGGGCAGUUACAUCUGCCGGUGCAAGGAGGGCUAUGAAGGGGAUGGUCAGACAUCAUGCAAACCACUUUGUCAUGGACUCUGUCUCAAUGGAGGGCGCUGUGUGGCACCGAAUGUUUGUGAAUGUCGUCAUGGUUACAUUGGUCCAAACUGUGAACUUGAUAUUGAUGAAUGUGCGCUAGGCAUCUCGGCUUGUCGCGGACAUUCUGUUUGUAUCAAUUUGCCGGGUUGGUAUCAUUGCGACUGCCUGGAAGGUUUCCACAGCAACUGGCCUGACAACCACUAUGGCAGUCUUUGCCUAGAUAUUAAUGAAUGUAUUGGUGAAGGUGGCGGCCAUACUUGUCAUCCCAGCAUGCAAUGUGUGAACACAGAAGGAAGCUACGAAUGCAAGUGCAAAAACACCAACACAUGUCUGGAAACCUGUCUCUUUGAGGGGGCUGAACACAGUGAUGGAGAUACCUGGCAGUCGUCAGUUGACAGCUGCCUCACCUGUACCUGUAAGGCUGGUGUAGCUACUUGCCACAAGAUGGCCUGUGACUGUUCCCAGGCCGAUGUUGACUACGACUGUUGCCCCCACUGCAACCAGUCUGCUCAGUGCCAACAUCAGGAGUUUGAGCUGCUCAUGCAGAAUGGAGAACAGUGGAUCUUCCAGUGUCAAACCUGUGAAUGUCUGCAUGGCGAGGUGGACUGCUGGCCUAUUGAGUGUCCCUCCGCAGCGUGUCAGAACAUGGUGCAGGAGAAGGGCGACUGCUGCCCGCGCUGUAUCGAUGACAACCCGUGUCUGAGCCCACACAUCGGGAUCGGGGGACUCGACCACUCCAUGGACACCUGCAUGUACCGCGGACACACGUACGGACACGGGGACAGCUGGGUGCUCAACACGGACCCCUGCACGUCCUGUGAAUGUAUGGCUGGCCACAUAUGUUGCUCCUUUAACCAGACUUGUUCUGCCGAAAAAGGUCUCCCUCCCGUGGACCCGGUGAACCAGAUUACACUGGGAUAGACCAAGUGCCAGAGACAGAGAGAACUACACAGCACCAGCAACAACCAGUUUAUUACAUGUUCAAAAUCAUGAUUAUAGCUGUAGAUUAUUAUUUUUAUUUUUUUUAAGAAAAUGCUUUUUAUAUGAAUACAUACACUGUAAACAUUUACAAUAUACAAACUUGCAUAAUUAAAUUAGUUUUUUUUAUUCAGACUCAGUAGCUUGUUUUAUAUUCAUGAAAUAAUUAGUAAAAAAAAUUGGUGGUAAAAUGAAGAAUGUUUGUGAUUGUCAAAAUUAUGACACAACCAUUAUGAUUUUUUCUGUUUUUUCUUCUCAUUUUA
Messenger RNA from Gigantopelta aegis, 1481 nucleotides. Its product is annotated as protein kinase C-binding protein NELL2-like. Gene Ontology annotation, molecular function: protein binding; calcium ion binding. The record is from RefSeq and is a predicted model, not a curated record. Lineage: Eukaryota; Metazoa; Mollusca; Gastropoda; Neomphalida; Peltospiridae. The transcript has 9 exons. The coding region runs from base 1 to 1161 and encodes 386 amino acids.